AUGGUCGCCGACCACUCACGCCGACGUAAUUGCACAUGCACGUCACGUGUGGUCCGCGUCGGGUUUAGCCGCAGGACCCCCGGAUUUGCGCCUCAAGAGAAGCCGAUUUUCUUCAGCUUGAUCCUCCACGCUUCCCAUCUCUCCCACUUCGCUGUGGGAUUCAUGAGCUUACCUCUCUGUUAUACGCAAACUAAACCACACACUUUGUUCUCUAUGUACCUGUCUGCGCCAUCCUCGCCCGCCUCGAUCUCUCUGUCCAGCUCUCUGGUCAACCUGAACUCGACCUCAGCUCUCACUUUCGACGCUCUCCGUGCUCCUCCCGACGACUUGGACGUGAACGACUUCUUUCACUCUCCGCUGGCUUUUUCGGCCUUGAUUUUUGACUCCGCAGCAGGGGAGGUGAUUCGGGUAGGGGUCCCGGAGAUUGCAAGCUGGUUCGAACUGAAUCUGAAAGGAGACCGCCGUUCAUCUUCCACGUUGAGGUAUGUAACCCUGCCUCGAUUCGAGAUCUUCGCCGUCACUUCGAUUGGUGGGGCGAAAAAGUCUCGCGCAAAGCUCCAUUUACCCCUCCAAACUCGCAAUUACACCCCAAAAAUGAAGAAAGCUAACAUGGGUGCAUUCAUGGGAGUAGCGGCUGUCAUCUAG
This is a messenger RNA of Penicillium macrosclerotiorum, 645 nucleotides long. RefSeq lists its product as uncharacterized. Bases 1 to 645 code for a protein of 214 amino acids. The record is from RefSeq and is a predicted model, not a curated record. The transcript has 2 exons. Lineage: Eukaryota; Fungi; Ascomycota; Eurotiomycetes; Eurotiales; Aspergillaceae.